This is a messenger RNA of Talpa occidentalis (Iberian mole), 1123 nucleotides long. It is a transcript of the gene ALYREF, whose product is annotated as Aly/REF export factor. The record is from RefSeq and is a predicted model, not a curated record. Gene Ontology annotation, biological process: mRNA export from nucleus. The transcript has 6 exons. NCBI's taxonomy places the organism in Eukaryota, Metazoa, Chordata, Mammalia, Eulipotyphla, Talpidae. Gene Ontology annotation, molecular function: mRNA binding. Gene Ontology annotation, cellular component: nucleus. The coding region runs from base 41 to 808 and encodes 255 amino acids.
CUGACGCGCGGGCUGGAGCCGAGGCCGAUCCGCGCCCGCCAUGGCCGACAAGAUGGACAUGUCUCUGGACGACAUCAUCAAGCUGAACCGGAGCCAGCGAGGCGGCCGCGGCGGGGGCCGGGGCCGCGGCCGGGCGGGCUCGCAGGGCGGCCGGGGCGGCGGCGCGCAGGCGGCCGCGCGGGUGAGCCGAGGCGGCGGGCCCAUGCGGAACCGGCCGGCCCUCGCCCGCGGCGCGGCCGGCGGCGGCGGCAGGAACCGGCCCGCGCCCUACAGCCGGCCCAAGCAGCUCCCCGACAAGUGGCAGCACGACCUCUUCGACAGCGGCUUCGGGGGCGGCGCCGGCGUGGAGACGGGGGGCAAGCUGCUCGUGUCCAACCUGGACUUCGGGGUGUCCGACGCCGACAUUCAGGAGCUCUUUGCUGAAUUCGGGACCCUGAAGAAGGCGGCGGUGCACUACGACCGCUCGGGCCGCAGCUUAGGGACCGCCGACGUGCACUUCGAGCGGAAGGCGGACGCCCUGAAGGCCAUGAAACAGUACAACGGCGUCCCCCUGGAUGGCCGCCCCAUGAACAUCCAGCUCGUCACGUCACAGAUCGACACGCAGCGGAGACCCGCCCAGAGCGUGAACAGGGGCGGCAUGACUCGAAACCGAGGUUCCGGUGCUUUCGGCGGCGGUGCCCGAAGAGGAGCCCGCGGGGGCAGCCGCGGCCGAGGCAGAGGCACCGGCAGGGGCUCCAAGCAGCAGCUCUCGGCGGAGGAGCUGGACGCCCAGCUGGACGCCUACAACGCCAGGAUGGACACCAGCUAAGCGCCCGCGCCCGAAGCAGACCGGCCGCGUCCGCUCCCGGCGGGAGGGUGGCGGGCUGGGCCUGUGCAGCCAACCGUGGAUUUGUUUCUUUUAUGUUUUAAAAUAGGAUUUAAAGACUCCUGUAAAGGUUUUUUCUCCUUUUUCCCUUUUUUUUUUCCUUUUUUUUUUUAAUUCCGAAGCAGACCUGUUUUGUACCGAGUUAUUUUUGGGAUAAAUUUUACUGGUUGCUGUUGUGGAGAGGGUGACGUCCUCACCUUUGCCAUAAUAAAAUAGAAACGUGUGUAGGCCUGGGGCUGCGUGAUUCAGGUGCGGGGG